Messenger RNA from Aplysia californica (California sea hare), 2794 nucleotides. RefSeq lists its product as uncharacterized. The record is from RefSeq and is a predicted model, not a curated record. The transcript has a single exon. Bases 1 to 2628 code for a protein of 875 amino acids. NCBI's taxonomy places the organism in Eukaryota, Metazoa, Mollusca, Gastropoda, Aplysiida, Aplysiidae.
AUGGGUAUUCGAGGUUUGACAGGUUUCAUAGACCGCAAUCAACACCUCCUUCAUUCGUAUGAACUACACAACUGUCCAGUGGUCAUUGAUGGCAACAACUUCUAUCAUUUCCUUUACUAUGGUCGGCAUGUUCGUUGCAGCUUUGGAGGAGACUAUGACACUUAUCGUAAGAGAGUCAUCUCGACUUUCCAAUCUUUCAAAGCAUGUGGUAUUACACCUUACGUCAUUUUGGAUGGAGCAUAUACAGUGGAUGGCAGAAAGCUAAAGACAUCACUGUCUCGAGCUAGGGGUCGCAUACGAUUGGUGGACUGUGCAUCGAACACGGAACGUGGAACAGUUCUGCCUUCCUUAGCCUAUGAUACUUUCAUGCAAGUUUUGGCAGAAUUAGAAAUCCCACAUGCUACCUGUCAGUUUGAAGCUGAUGGAGAAAUUGCUGUUUUAGCCAACAAGCUCAACUGCCCAGUGAUCAGCAAUGACAGUGAUUUCUACAUAUUUGACAUGUCUGGAGGAUUCUUGCCUUUAGACUAUGUAGAUUUCAAUGUGCUUACUAAACCGAAAACAGAUGAACUGGAUGAGUACAGUUUUCUAGCUGUUCGAAAAUAUUGUAUCGAUGAUCUCAUAGAAUCUUUUGAUGGUCUCAAUCGAUCGGUGCUGCCAGUGUUUGCCAGUAUGCUGGGCAAUGAUUUCAUUAGUGCCAGUGCCUUUGAGUCUUUCUACCGCCACUUCAAAGUGCCAAAGAUUAUCUCAAAAAAGUUUCAUUUGCCCCCAAAACUGCAUAAGGUCAUCAGUGUCCUGCACUGGCUUCAUUCACGUGUUGAAGAUACGUCCAAGGUAGAAGAAAAGUUGCUGGAAUUUGUUAAUUGUGAAAGAAGAGAAAAAGUGCAGGCCAUGUUUCGUACUUCUGUCAGUGGGUACUGUGAUGUACACAACUUUCAAGGGUUUGAUUUGCACAAGUUUUUCUUUUGUACUGCUUCUGAAGGCAAGUACCAAAUAAGUGCAUCAGAAGAGUUCCUACAGUAUGGUGGGUCUUCUUUUCCUCAAUGGUUUUUGGAGGCUUCCGGCCUUGGGGAGCUGAGUCCUUUCAUCCUGAAUGCUGCAGUCCUUCACCGGGUGAUCAUGUUAUGUCAGAUGGAGGAUCUGAAACAAGACUCGUCUUACACCUGCUCAGAGUCCAUACGGAAUGUGCUUUAUGGAAUACUUCUCAAGGAUGGUCACUUCGACAGCAAAACUUGUACUGUCUCUCAAGUGCCUACUAACUGUGCAUCCAAAAUAUUUGAAAAGAAUGUUGACGCUGAUGAGGAAGCAAAUAGAAAUAGUGAGGAAAAUCAUGUGAAACAGUCUGUUGCUUCAUUUGACAAUGAUGCAGUGAGUUCAGAAAGUGUUUGUAUGGAUACAGGAAAUGUUGAUGAGAGCUUUUCAGGUAUUGAUGGAGAGGCGAAUGAUGAAGUUGGUGAGAAUGAACAGAAUGAUGAUUUGAUUUCUAACAGGAACGGUGAGACUGCAGAUGUUGAGGACGACAAUGAUGAACUUUCCACUUUAGCUGAUCAGGAGGAAACAUGCCUUGUUCAAGCCGAUGCACAACCCUCAAAACAAUGGUGUAUAGAAGAGUAUGGACGUUUAAACAAAAGUCUGAAAAAGUCCCUUAUUGAGCCUGUAUUCAAGGUCAGCCAUAUUGUACUUCCAGGUCUGACUGAGUUGUCGUCAUUGCCACAAGAAACAUGUAGAGAAAUACUUUGGGGAGCAAUGCAGAUUGAUCAUGUUUGGAUUGAGCAGUUUUCUGAGGAUCUGAAGCUGUUUGUUGCUUGUCUUGUAGCUUGGUCCCGCAGUGCACAACCUAAAUUGUCACAUCUUCAUUUAGAUGCAGUCAUUGUCUCUGUUCUUGUACUUACUGCUAACUUGGUGUUGGAGAGGAGGAGUCAGAGGAAGAACACCAACACUGAAAGUGUGGAGUCAGACCUUCAUGUGCAGGUAGAUACUGAAAAUGAAAUGAAUGCUCUUGGUUCUGCUCUUGGAAAACCUUUACAGUGCAGCAGUUUGUACAGCUUGGACAAAAAAUGUGUGGAUAUUAUACAAACUUGUGAAACAUGUACAUCUGGUUUUCUUGAGGAAUUGAGACAAAAGUUGACAAAGUAUCACAGACAACCACCUGUGUUUAACCGUAAGACUGUGUAUGAGCCACAGGUGACCCAUGCUUUUGCCCAACUCCAAGCUUGUGUGGUUGAUGCUCUCAACUUGAACAAAUUGUUGCAUCUUCCGGUGUCAAAUCCCAGACCUGCACAGUUGAUCAACGGCACUCUUCUGUACAAUCUUUUCAAUGAGCUUAUGGUCCGCCCUAGACCUGAUUUGUUUCUGGCCUCUCUCAUAGGCAGUGACUCACUUCUUCAAGGGGUGUAUAUGUUGUUCCGCUCACAAGUGAUCGGCUAUGUAGGUGAAGAACAAUAUGUUGAUCAGUCUUCUUUGCAAGGUAACAAGAAAUCACGAAAGAGGAAAGCAAAGGACAAGAAAAAGUCAGCUGAGGAGGGGAAGUCAGACAGUUGGAAGGAAGAGAGUGAGGAACCCUCUGAAAUAAGCACCGUAGCUGGCUUUGAUGUGGCUAACAAAUUCAGCUUAUUGUCAAUGGUUGAGUAAAUUUUUGUACUUUAAGAUGUUUGGAAUGGAAAUAUGACGUACAACAAAAGAACAUACAUAAAUGAGUACAUUGUGUGUACAUAUUAUAUGUUCAUUUUAUGAUACAUAUAGCAUUGUAUGUGAUGGGGGGGACUAGCAAAUACAAUAAUAAAAAAUCGGGAAAAAA